AGUGACUCUCACGCGUCAGAAAUAAUACAGCAGGAAGUGUGUCCGGCGAUUGUGUCACACAGGCUGUUAAUUCCGCGCGCUGCCAUAAGCCUGAAAAGUGAAGUACAUAGUACCGUUAUCGCAAGGCCACGACGAAUCAUUGUUUCGAUUGAUUCAAGCUGAGAAAGAAAGAGAACGAGGAGGACGGAAAGAAAGAGAAAGAGAGGGAACGUAGGCGAAGAAAAGGACGUGACGAAGAAGGAUUGAAGAAGGAAAAAAGAGGAAGGAGAGGAGGAUACGGGUUAAAGCCGCAGAAAGCGUCUGGCUCUCUAAUCCAAAUAAGAGGUGUCCCCGAACCGGCGCUGUCUGAACCAGCUCAACAGCUGAUCGGAGUACGAAGCGGCGGUGAACGGGGCCACUCUUGCACCACCACCCCGCGAUUGGAAAAAAUUUGAUAUAUUAAUCGGUCACUGGUUAACGGCCAGACGUUUUCACGAACGAAAAAAGAGGAAGGACGAGACGAAGGUCGAGAAAAAGAAUUGAGGCGUCUGGACACUUGAUAAGAAAAAGAAGGAGACAAAUUAACGACGAAGACGACGACGACGACGACGACGACGACGACGAAGAAGAAGAAGAAGACAAGGGCGAAGAUUUCUUUGCUUGUUUGGAUACGCCAUCAUGGUCAAAACUUUUCAAGCAUACCUGCCCUCGUGUCACCGCACUUAUUCGUGCAUUCACUGCCGUGCUCACCUCGCCAACCACGACGAACUCAUCUCUAAGUCCUUCCAGGGCAGUCAAGGUCGUGCCUAUCUCUUUAAUUCCGUGGUGAAUGUAGGCUGUGGUCCUGCGGAAGAGCGAGUUCUGUUAACUGGCCUUCAUGCUGUCGCUGAUAUUUACUGUGAAUGUUGUAAGACCACCCUUGGGUGGAAAUACGAGCAUGCGUUCGAGUCGAGUCAAAAGUAUAAAGAGGGCAAGUUUAUAAUCGAGCUUGCUCACAUGAUCAAGGAGAAUGGAUGGGAAUAGAUCGAGUCGAGGGUCACCCGCUGCAAGAGAAACAGGAUACUCCCGAUAAAAACAUAUACGAGGCCCAUCAAAACUUUUCCUGAUAUAAGAAUAAUGCCUACAAUGUUGUUCUAACUGCAAUGUGCGGCCCCCUCCCCUCUGUCAAACCACCAACGAAAGUCUGUGAUUUCAUUUGUGAUUUGUAAUCUUAGUAACUUUUUAUGUUUCGGACAAUUCGACGCUAUUUUUCGUUCUUUCCGAUCGAUUCAUCAUACAAGCGAUGACACCGGCGAUCCGCGGCGUCGCGGAUCGAUCAAACAAGGAAGUAUUGUAAAGAGAGAAAGAAAAAAAAAAUUAUUUUUCAACAAACCGUAAUAAAAGAAGAAAAUGAAAUAGACGGGAAACAAAAAAGAAAGAAAAAACAAAUGAAUAUAGAAUAUAAGGAACAAAAAACAGAUGAUAAUGACGUUAGUAAGCUAUGGUAAAUAUGAUGACGAAGGUGCCAUGGUGGAAAUAAAGAUGGAGAAUCGCUCUGUUCGAACAAUGGGGUGCCCUCCUAAUUUUAAUUCAUUAUCUUUCUAGACAUUUUGCCGUGAAUGUCGCAAUGAUAAAUGUUAAAAAUUAACGCGCGGGGCACCCCGAUUAAAGAUCAAGUUUUUUAAUCCGUUAUUGCACCGGAGCAGCGCAAGUGCCACAGACUUUGCUGGACUGACUGCCUGCCCGCCGCGUCUAUCAUUGGAAUUUCACUGCCGAUAUUCCUAAUAUUAAUUAAGAUGGCUGUGCCGCAUCGUAGGCGACGCAGCUGGUAGUUUUUAGAAUAGCUUACAAGUAUAGCAUAUUAAAGCCUACGUUAUAAUAUUAUAGGACCUCAUGGAUAUAGAAAAUAAGGAUACCGUAAGAGUAAUCACGGGUGUGAAACGGAAGUCGAAAGGAAGAAAGACGGAGUGAAUGUCUUACGUGUGCGUGCGUGCGCGCGCACGCGUUUGUGCGUGACAGAAAUAGAGAGAAAGAAGGAAGAAAAAAGGUUUGAUUAAUCGUGUCGUGUGUAUAUGUUUGAUUUUAUGUUCACCAUGCCUGCCAAACUGUCUGUUAAUCUGCCAGUCGCCAUUAUUGUUAGUGGAAAAAAAAGAAAGAAAUACCGUAUUCUAACAUGUUCACGUUUUCGUCGGCUCUGCAAGGUGUGGUAUGACUGAACUUUUUUGUUGUGAAUAAAAAAAAUCAUUGAUCUGCGCCUUCCUAUGCACGCACUAUGAGAUAUAUAAUAUUAAAGCAAGAAAAACGAGAAAAAAAGUUAAAAAACGGAACAAAUUAAUUGCUCAUUACUUUUAAUAUCGAUCUCAUUUGUAAAUAUUUAAUAGAGUUCAACGACAUCGCAGAUUUACUAUUUUACAAAAGAUCGGAAUUCCGAUAUCCGAUCCCUCUCUCGAAGCCCAAAUGUACGAUUGAUUUUCAUUGGUCAUUAAACGAAAAAAUUUUACCAUAAUACUGAUUUGUCAUUUUCACGCUAAACCAAUACAUAAUGACAUAGCGACAUUUUAAUACAAUUAAUUUUCUUUUGGUAGGAUAUCGUAUCUUUGAGACUGCUUGUGUAAGUGAAAUGAUGUAAAACUAAUUUUUAGGCGACUUCUGAUGUUACCUUCGUUAUCUUCUUUAAAUCUUAAAACGAUUAAAAUUGAUAUCAUUUAUUUUAGAUAUAGAGGUCCUAACAUUUAUGAAAUAUUGAUAUUUGGAUUUGAAACGAUAAAAAGAAGUAUUUACUGUUCUUUGCGUUCUAUAUCCAAACGAAGGUAGCAAAAUGUGCAGGCGUGAAAAACGUUUAAUUCCUAUUUUAAUAAAAAAAUACAUAUAUAAAGCAAAAGUAUAAUUGUGACAUAAGUGUACAAACAAACAAAAGAUUGAUCGGUUCUUGUGCUACGUUUCUCUUAGAAGAGCGCAAAUUGAAUAAGGAGUAUAAAAACUAGGUGGGGUCAUUAUUCAGAUAUUUAAGAAAACACGAGUCAUAUGCGUUCGUCGUUUUGAAUGCAUACAUACGAAAGUGCAGUGUACUUGUGUGUAUUUAGAAACGUGAUGAAUGAAUGUGCCGGCCUAAUUCCUCAUGCUGUCUCUUGAAAAGUACUUUUUAUAUUACUGUGCCGAUGUCCCUUUAUCCGCACUCACUUUUCCAGUGAUCUUGUUAAAUUGUCCCCACCAACACUAAUUCCGUAGUUCUCAGCCUCCACCACCAUCCACCAUUUCCACCAUUACACAAUUUUGCUUUGUAAAACAUGUUCAUAAUAAAAAAAGAAAUACAAGGUAUUUAAUCGAAA
This is a messenger RNA of Bombus terrestris (buff-tailed bumblebee), 3287 nucleotides long. RefSeq names its product protein yippee-like 1 (gene Ypel). Lineage: Eukaryota; Metazoa; Arthropoda; Insecta; Hymenoptera; Apidae. The transcript is spliced from 5 exons. The coding region runs from base 658 to 1002 and encodes 114 amino acids. The record is from RefSeq and is a predicted model, not a curated record.